This is a messenger RNA of Hevea brasiliensis (rubber tree), 1582 nucleotides long. Its product is annotated as WRKY transcription factor 23. The transcript has 3 exons. The coding region runs from base 264 to 1172 and encodes 302 amino acids. Lineage: Eukaryota; Viridiplantae; Streptophyta; Magnoliopsida; Malpighiales; Euphorbiaceae. The record is from RefSeq and is a predicted model, not a curated record. Gene Ontology annotation, molecular function: DNA-binding transcription factor activity; sequence-specific DNA binding. Gene Ontology annotation, biological process: regulation of DNA-templated transcription.
CAAGAUUAUAAAAACAAAAGCAAAACCUUACGAUUUCCAAGCCCCCAGAAAAUCUUUCUUUCUCUAACUUUCUUCUACACCCAUAACACACACACACUCUCUCUAUCACACGCCUACCUACCUACCAUAAAAACCAGAUCAACCCUAACCAACUCUUCCUUUCUUCUUCAGAGCCGUAUACAAAACCCACACUUCAUCUCUCCCGUUCUACUACUGUAUCUGCAGUCAUAUAUUGAUGAAGAAUUUGCUGCUUUGAUAGGGCUAUGGAAGGGAAAGAAGAGGUAAAGAUUGAGAAUAUUGUUGGAUCGUCAACAUUUCCUGAUAAUACUCAGACCAGUUAUCCUUUCCAGGGUGUAUUUGAUUUCUGUGAAGGAGAUAAGAGCUCGUUAGGGUUUAUGGAGCUACUGGGUAUGCAGGACUUCAGUGCUUCCGUGUUUGAUAUGCUGCAGGUACCAUCUGUGGUGCAAGCUGCAGCUUCUAAUCCUGUAGCAAAAAAGAUGGAAUCGCCAGAGGUGUUGAAUCAGCCUGCAACUCCUAACUCUUCGUCGAUUUCCUCAGCCUCCAGUGAUGCUUUAAAUGAUGAACCGGUUAAGGUUGCGGAUAAUGAGGAAGAAGAGCCGCAGAAGACCAGGAAAGAGUUGAAGCCCAAGAAGACAAAUCAGAAGAGACAGAGAGAGCCGAGAUUCGCAUUCAUGACGAAGAGCGAAGUUGAUCAUCUGGAAGAUGGGUACAGAUGGAGAAAGUACGGCCAGAAAGCUGUGAAAAAUAGCCCCUUUCCUAGGAGUUACUAUCGUUGCACCAGUGCCUCCUGUAAUGUGAAGAAGAGAGUAGAGAGAUCUUUCAGUGAUCCAAGCAUAGUUGUGACCACCUAUGAAGGCCAACAUACCCAUCCUAGCGCUGUCAUGGCCCGUCCAAGCUUUACUGGAGCUGCAUCAGAGUCUGGUUUCUCUACUUCUGCUUUUGCCAUGCCAAUGCAAAGAAGAUUGUCACACUUUCAGCAGCAGCAACAACCCUUUCUCAAUAGCUUCACAGCUUUGGGUUUUGGUUAUAAAGGAAACACGAAUGCUACUUUUCUACAUGAGAGGCGCUUUUGCACCAGCCCAGGGUCUGAUUUGCUUGAAGAUCAUGGGCUUCUUCAAGACAUUGUCCCUUCCCAUAUGCUAAAGGAGUAGACGAGAACACGUUAUUACUUUGAAGUUCCAUUAACUGACUUUAAAGGAGGUAUAGAUGAAGGGGAGGUGAACAUGAAGGGGCCUCUACUGAUAUAUAUAAAAAUAUAUAAAAAUAUAUAGUCUGUAAUUUUCUUUUUGACAGGUCAUGAUCUCUCUUGAAGAAGAACCAGACUUCCAUUUACACAAGCUCUGAUGAAUUCACUGUAAGAUGGGGUUUUUCUCGAAUGACAAGGACUAGUGUCUUUGUUGGAUUCGGUUUCCUGGCCAUUGCUUCUAUUUCCCCCACCUCUUUCUCCCUCCUCCUCCUCAACCCAACCGCCAACGGCCCCACCCCUUCUUUUUCCAUUUCUGUGGUUUUGGGUUUGUAGGGAUUACAGAUGAUAUAGAAAAUGAGGUUAUUUCAACUUUAA